AGACAGCGGCGAGGCCGGGCCUUUGGACACCAUGGUGAGGGAGUGCGGUAGUGCCCCACAAACUAACCGAGAGAGAAAACAGUCAGUCUAAAAGGAAGGGACUGAGCCUUGAAGAAAAGCGAACUCGUACGAUGGAAAUAUUUUUUGAAACAAAAGAUGUGUUUCAGCUGAAAGAUUUGGAGAAGAUUGCACCAAAGGAGAAAGGAAUCACCUCCAUGUCUGUGAAGGAAGUACUGCAGAGUUUAGUUGAUGAUGGAAUGGUAGACACUGAUCGAAUUGGAACUUCUAACUAUUUCUGGGCGUUUCCAAGUAAAGCUCUUCAUAUGAGAAAAAAGAAACUGGAGCAGUUGAAGCAUCAGCUUGCUGAAGGAACCCAAAGGAAACAAAGUUUACAGCAAAGUAUUGAGAAAGCCAAAGUGGGCCGUCAAAAUACAGAAAAGCGUGCGACUAUGUUAAAAGAAUUGGAGGGACUGCGACAACAAAGGAAUCAGUUGAAAGCAGAGUUGGAAAAAUACAAAGAAUGUGAUCCAGAAGUAAUUGAAGAAAUUAGGCAGACAAACAAGACAGCAAAAGAUGCAGCCAACAGAUGGACUGAUAACGUGUUUGCUAUAAAAUCCUGGGCAAAUAAAAAAUUUGGAUUUGAACGGAAUAAGAUUGAUAAGGCUUUCGGAAUUCCAGAAGAUUUUGACUAUAUUGACUGAUGGUUUCAGUCUGUACAAAUUGAUCUUUCUUGUUUGUAUCAAACUUGACGUUCAUCAAAAAAUAGUCUGAUUUUUAUCGCAAUAAAAUUUAGACUUCAACUGCAGGGCAAUCAAUUUUACUCUUUUGAUACUUUGAGUAUUGUGCAACUGCUGUUUCAAUCAGUGUUGGCAGCAAAAAUCAUCUUGCAAUCCUGUUAUGAAGGUCAAACUCCGAGCAGAUACUAACAAUUUAUAGAGCAUCGGGUCCAGCUAGAUUAAAAAGUAAUUGAAUAAAAUAAUAUAGGAAGUAAUUUCACAAGACUGGUAACAAUAGUUCAACCAGUAUAUAAGGUCCCCUGUAUAGCUUGUAAAAUAGUAGUUCUGAUAAAUAGUAUUUUUCCUUACAAUAGUCACUCAAUCUCAUAUUGUACAGGAUGAUCUUGAAAUACCAUCUCAAUAUAAGGAAAAUAUCUAACCUGCUGUACUAAAUCUUCCUUCUCCACUUCACUGAUAAAGGAUAAUUGAGUGUAAUUUUGAAAGAAUUUAGGAUAAAAAUGCAAGCUCUACAAAACUUAACGCUUGAUUGCAACUAAAAUUGUUUUGUAAGGCUCUAAAAGUCUGCCCUCUAAUUAAGUUUUUGUUACUUAAAUGUUCCAUACUCUUCGGUGUUUUGUGUCAUUUUGUAAAGAAGGGAUAAAAUCUUCUCAAUAAAAAUGCUGCUUCCAUAUUGGGGAAUGAAAGCAGAUUAUCUCAUGCAACAAGACUGACUACAUAUAUUGAUGAUGUCAGGUUGAAAUUGAGAUAAGAUAAAGAAUUGCACAUCUGCAAUAUCAGAAGUUUAUUUACUGUAUAAGUGAAUUAUAUUGUAAAUCAUAAAUUUGUAUUUUAAUAAACAUCACAUACAAUCUUACAAAUCCAGUCCACACUACGCUUAUUAUUUAAAUAAAUACUGAACUGUGAUAUGUCAAGUGAAUGAAAAUUGUUGCUAACUCUAAGUGGAAGACAUAGGUUGGUCCUGGGUCUGACUGAACAUGAAACUUAAAUAAGUUAAAACCAAAUUUAAAACCAAAUCUCAAAAAAACCUGAAUGUUUAAGUGUUUCAUUGGUAGCUAUGAGUUUGAAAUAUUCCUGUAUGUUUGCAGACUAUACUUGUUAGUAGGGUGCUGUUAAUUAGUGACAGCAAUUUCUUUGACUCCAGAGUACAAACUGCUUCCAGGAAAGUUGGAGUUAAUCUCGGGUUGUGAUUUGUAUUUUGCCUCCCAGCAAAAGCUGUGGAUUUCUGCAAUUUGGUUGGACAUUUAUUUUCUAUAUUAAUAGAAUGCAAGCAAUGUUUUCACGUGUUUCCCCCUCCUCAUUAUUGCCAGGCUUUCAAGUGCUUCCAGAUUUCUUCAGCAUUCAUAUACAAGUCACUGAUAGAAUCAAUUCAGUUUCUUGACCUGUUUAUAACACAGCAACUGCAAGGUUGGUCUUUGUACAAUCCCGCUGUCAUAAAACCUGC
Molecule: messenger RNA, 2178 nt
Organism: Hemiscyllium ocellatum (epaulette shark)
Lineage: Eukaryota; Metazoa; Chordata; Chondrichthyes; Orectolobiformes; Hemiscylliidae
Gene: mnd1
Product: meiotic nuclear divisions 1 homolog (S. cerevisiae)
Exons: 8
Coding region: 132-701 (189 amino acids)
Biological process (GO): reciprocal meiotic recombination
Cellular component (GO): nucleus
Molecular function (GO): double-stranded DNA binding
Source: RefSeq, a predicted model, not a curated record